AUGUGUAAUUACUUGCUAUUAUGCAUUACAAUCACUUUUUCUUUCGUAAAUGCCCAAAGGCAGGAAGGUUACAAACUUGAUCCCUUGACAUCAUAUGUAAUUCUCGCUCCUAAUCGCAUCAGAGCUAAUGAGCUUGUACAAAUCAGUGUAUCUAUAUUUGAAUUACUUUAUCAACAGUUAACAAUACGGUUGGCCAUUAAAGUUAAUUCAACUGAAAUUAUUUCUAGUCGAGAAGUGUUUAAAUCUACUGGGACGAGAAUCAUGCAACUAAAAGUACCUAAUUAUGCUCGAACCGGUACGUACUGGUUACAUGUUGAAGGUUCUAUUGUGUCCAAUGCUUCAAUUUUAUUUUCAAAUCUCACAAAACUAACAUUUUCCGAACAGUCUGAGUCAAUCUUUAUACAUGUUAGUAAACCAAUAUAUCAUCAAAGUCAAAUAGUCAGAUUUCGUGUUAUUCCAAUGCUACCAGAUUUAACUCCUGCUUUUGGUUCUCUGGUUAGCAUUGAUGUACUUGAUGCAUCAGGUAAUUUAUUUAAACGAUGGUUAAAUCCAAUGACAAAUAUUGGAGGUAUAAUUGAACUAGACUUUCCAUUAUCGGAUCAAGUUCAUGAAGGUGUUUGGUUAAUACGUGCUAAUCAUGAAAGAUUUUCAGCUGAAAAAACAUUUCAAGUAAAAGAAUAUUGGCGACCUUUGUGGGAUGUAAAUGUAACUCUUCCACUUAGAAUAACUGAUAAUGAACUAGGCCUUUAUGGUUUAAUAUCUGCAAAUUAUACAAGUGGAAAAGCUGUUAAAGGCAAUGCAACUGUAUUGAUUCAGUUAAGGAAAUCGGGAAUUAAUCGUUGGACUAGCCCACCUCGAGCUGAAUUUAGACGUUACUUAUUAGCAUUAGAUGGAAUUGGGGAUUUUCUACUACCCAUGUCCGAAAUACGUCAAGCUGUUAGUAGUUCUACAACAGAUUCUUCAUUGGCUAAUACAGAAAUUUGGGUGAAUGUAACCUAUUUUAAUUGGUGGGAAAAAACUCAUCGAACUGGUUGGGCAUUUACAAAAGUUUAUUCUUCCAAUCCAUUGAUAAAAUUUCUUGGUGGAAUGGUUCGACCUUUCAAACCCAAUAUGUAUUUGACUAUUUACUUGGUUGUUUAUAUGGCAGAUGGUAGUAUGGUGAAGUAUAGUGGAAAUCGUAAAGUUACACUCUCAUUUUAUUGCCUUGAUAAUACUUUUGAUAAUCAAAUCACCCUACCUAUAUCAGACGAUGGUGUAAUACGUUAUACUUAUAGGCCAACUGGAGAAGGUUGUAUCACUUAUAGAUUGGAAGCCAGAUAUAUUGAUGAGACAGACCGAAUUUUAUCAAGCGAUCAACAACGUUUAUUUGCUGUAAAUUCUUAUUCAGGUGCUUAUUUACAGUUAUCAACAUCAACUUUUUCACCUAAAGUCGUUUCUAACGGAAAUAUUUUAGCAACUGAUCAAUUGCGUAUGCGAAAUGCUGUUACAUCACGAACAUUUUCAAUUGCUGUAUCACGUUAUAUGUUUCCAGUAUCACAUAUUGUUGCGUAUUAUAUUAAAGACAACAGUGAAAUUGUAUCAGAUUCACUAACAUUUUAUACGAAUUAUUCACAUUUGAAUAAUGUACAAAUGCAAGUUAACCGAGGAAAAGAUUUAAAUCAGGAUACGCUAGAAAUUAGAGGUUAUGCUAAACCUGGAUCUUAUAUGGCAUUCAGUGUAAUGCAUGCUGAUUUGUAUGCUUUUGGUGGAGCUUCAUUCCUACGAGAAUAUGAUAUUGUGGAUGAGUUAAUGACAUAUGAACAACAUAGUCAAGCACCAUUAGUUCAUACAUGGUAUGAUGACUUGAAAGAAAUCAAACGAAUCUAUUUACCAACAUCAAGUAAUGGAGCUGAUACCAAUAGUACAAUGAAUUCAUCCGGUUUGAUUAUAUUCACUGAUGCUAAUUUUACUAAAGCGAAUUUUUAUCAUACAUGUAAUGAAACUGAGAACCCUGCACGUGCUCUACCAUGCUACUCUCUUACUGGUCGUGAUUGUUAUUCACGAAGUGAAAGAUGUGACGGCAUCAAUCAAUGUGCUACUUGGAUUGAUGAAAUGGAUUGUCCAGAAAAUGAGACUAAGAACCCUCAACCGUUACGUCCAAUAAACACAUUCGAUAUACUAAAUCGUCAGUGGAAUGAUGGUGCAUGGUUGUGGCAUAGUACAUUCGUCAAAGCCGAUGGACAAAUUCAAUUUCGUGUUAAUCUACCAAAAAUGAACGCAGACUGGGUAGUUGGUGCAUUUUCUGUUGAUAGUGAAUUAGGUUUAGCUUUAAUGCAACAACCUUAUAUAUUUUCUGGUACAAGACGAUUUUAUAUGACAGUUGAAUUACCUGAAGAAGCUGUCUGGGGUGAACAAAUUGGUGUUCGUACUUGUCUUUUUAAUAAUUGGAAUUAUUGGAUUGAGGCUUUAGUGGAAGUGAAAGCGAAUCCUGAUAUACGCGUUAUUCAAGUUGGUUUAGAAGGUCGCGUAUCAGCGUAUGCACCAGAAGUGUCUGUAAAUAAGGCUGUCCAGUCAUUAGCUUAUCUAGAAGCUGGCACGUCUCGUUAUAUUUAUAUGCCGAUCUCGCCUAAACUUCCUGGAAAUACUUCAUUUACAAUAUGUGCGUACAGUUUUAUCGGUUCCAAUUGUGAAACACAUACAAUACAUGUUCGUAUGAAUGGUGUAACAAAUUAUUAUCAUACUGCAAGUUUUUUAGACUUAACAAGUUCCAGUACAUUAUUUGUAAAUAAUUUUAAAAUUAUUAUCCCACAAAAAUUUACUAUACCAGAAAGACGCCUACAUCGUUUUGUACCUGGAUCACAAAAAGCUAUUCUUAGUGUAGUUGGUGACUUUAUUGGUCCAGCUUUAAGCGAACAGUUUCGUUAUGCUGAUACACACAAUAUUUUACGUCUACCUUUUGCAUCAGCAGAAAAUAUUUUCUUUGAAUUAGGCUACAAUAUGAAUUUGUUACUUUAUCUACACGGUGCUGGACACUUACCAUAUUCAGUGCUAGAAAAUGGAUUAAUUUAUUGUUCUGUUGUAUUACAAAAAGGAUUUUCAUAUUUUAAUCCGAAAAUUGGUGCAUUUGCUAAUUUUAGAGAUCGUUUAGAUGAAACUGAUCCAUUAGUUACAGCCAUUGCAUUAUGGAGUUUACUAUUAACAAGACAAACUCAAUGGAAUCGCUUAAUUUACGUAGAUGAUGACACUUUUGUUAGUAUAAUUAAUUACUUAAAACAAACUCAACAAUUUAAUUCAAAUGAUGAUAGUACGAUAAGUCAAACAACAAUUGAUAUACGAUUAUCUGGUAGUUGGAAUAUUUCCAAUGUUAUAGAUAGACGAUUUUCUCCAAUUAUUAACAAAACUAAAUGGCCUGAUCCGAUUGAUCAAGAAUGUCAUCGUCGGAUACCAUCAACAGCUAUGGUUGUCAUUGCAUUACGUUCAACUGAACGUACUUUACCUAGUGGAGUUGGUGCAGAUAAAGCUGAAGGAAUUGUUUCUGAGGCUGUUCGAUUUCUCAGUCGACAUAUUUUAAAUGUUGAUGAUUUAUUUUCACAAAUGAUUGCUACAUAUGCUUUAAAAGUUGCUGUAGAUGCAACGUCACAGCAUAAAAUAUCACAUGCGUUGAAACGAAUUCAAGCAUUUCGUCAAAAGGGUGAUUAUGUCUACUACGCCAAUUAUAGAAUACCUCCACCAAAAUGGGAAUUAGAUCAGGCCGGUAGACGAAUUGAAAAUCCUCGACUGGAAAUGCCAAAUGAUGGUUAUGGUGUUUUAUGUUCAAGUAUUUACUUCUUGUUAAAACAUGAAUUAGGUGAAUGGUCGUUUCGUUCAUCAGAAGCUUUGGAUAUGGUUCAUUGGUUAGCUAGUGAACGAAAUCAUGUUGCUGGAUUUGCAAGUACUUUUGAUUCACUUUUUGCAAUGCAUGCAUUAAGAAAAUUUGCAUUGGCUGAUACAAAUCGUGCUUUAUAUAGAAUGGCUGUAGAUGAGAAAAUUUCUUCAUUGAGUACAUGGGCAAAUCGUAUUUACAUAGAUACUCAUAAUUAUUCAACUGUUACGCAUACAACGUUUCCGUCAGAAAAUGUUUGGGGCGAUAUUACAAUGAAACUUGAAGGUACUGGACGUGUUUUAUUACAAUUAGAUGCAGAAGUGAAUGUUGAAUAUAAAGAAAUGCAAAAAAUGCCUAAGAAUCCAUUAGAUACAGAACAAGUUUUUAGAAGCUUUGAAAUUGAGUGUACUCCUGGUUUUUUAAGUCGUAAUAAUUCUAUAAUGAUUAUGACUGCAUGUGGACGAUGGGUUGGAACUAUGGGCAUUGAACCAUUACCUCAAAGUGGAAUGGCUGUGUUCGAAAUUGGAUUACCUACAGGAUUCAUUGUUUUAAAUGAUGAUUUAAGACGAUAUGUGAAUAGUUAUAUGGUUCCGAAUCUACGCUAUGCACGUGCAAACUCUAGAUAUGUACAUUUCUUUUUUGAUACAAUUACACCAAAUGAAACAUGUAUACAAUUUACAGCUGAACGUUACUAUCCAGUAGCUAAUAUAACCCAGCAGCAUAGAUGUUCAGCUUAUGAAUAUUAUGAACCAGGUCGUUAUAAUAAUUCAUUGUACAAUGUUGUUUCACUAUACACGAAUAGUAUAUGUAAUGUAUGUGGUAGCUUCGCUUGUCCAUAUUGUCCUGAUUAUAAUUUGUCAAAGAAACGUGCAAAAUUAUCAAUUUCUGUGAUUUGUUCAAUAUUUUUAAUGAGAUGGAUAAUAUAUUAUUCGUUUAGUAUUUCAUUUCAAAUCAAUUGAUGGGACAUCAUGUAAAAUAUGCUUUAUAACUUAAUCAUAGGAAUAUUUUUGUGAAACUUUCUUUAACAUGAUUUUCUUUUUAUACUGGAAAUAUAUCUAUUCCGUUCUUCAUGUCA
Messenger RNA from Schistosoma turkestanicum, 4916 nucleotides. NCBI's taxonomy places the organism in Eukaryota, Metazoa, Platyhelminthes, Trematoda, Strigeidida, Schistosomatidae. The record is from the annotation of a GenBank genome assembly.